AUGUACUCAAUGUCGAGCUUGGUCGGGAUAGCAUCCCUCCACAUCUCUUCAUCGAGGCCGCUGCUGUCAUUCCCUAACCAAGAUGACUUUAUUCGCAUCCACGAAGAGGGAACGAUAAUAGAGAUGGAGAACGAAAUAAAGUUACUCCAAAACUUUAACCAGAAAGAACAGCAAUUCGGCUGCUGGGUUGUUGCGCCUCUGCCCGGCACCAAGACCGUGCGUACAAGGUCAUGGCUACUACUUGUGGAGUCCCCAUUGCCACCCAACGAUGCCCUCUUCCCUGUGGUAGGCGACUGCUUCCAGGUCAGCAUGGUUGAAAAGGUGAAACGUGAUGGCAAGGUCUUUGGCUUGUGUGGCAUGAAGUCAACAAGGAUUGUCAACCCUUACGAAGAUUCGCCGACUAUCGACAAGCGUAUGCGCAAUGCGGCCGCGUUCAAGGUCGACGCCCCACGGAGCUGGGAGGACGCCGAUGGCCAGGUUACGGAGUGGGAGAAAAUGAGUUGUUUCGCUAUAACCGACUCUCUGGACGACGUUACCUGGACUGAGUCCUCAGACUUAUCAGAGUCCAAGAAACAAAGCCUCACCAUUCUAUGGGACCUCGAGUCCCCAACAUUCGAGGCCGAGCUGGCUGCGCUUCGCUAUCUAACCAAGAAGAAGGGAGAGGACAAGGAGACAGGCCCAACCACACAAUCACUCAAUACAUUCAAGAUGAUCCUCGAUUUUCAAGGAGCUACAGUUACGAGGACAAAUCUCAUGCGUGCAUAUCCGCAGCUUGAAAGUCCACAUGACCCGGAGUGGAAAAUCCCAGCGAAGCUUCUUCAAAAGUUCGACAGCUUUAACCUUGACCAUCAAAAGGCUUACUCUGGGCUAAAGAGUAUCAAGAACCAUCUCUUCUUGGUCAAUGGGUGUCCAGGCUCGGGAAAGACCGAAUGGAACAUGAUCGUCGCCGCGAUGAUCCAAGCUACUCGGCGCAGUGCCAGCUGCCGGCCAGUACCACGCAUACUGUACAUCGUGGACAUCAACAAAACCGUCGAUGAUGCAGCAGCCCGAUAUCACCGACUGUGCCAGGAGGUUGGCGUCAGCUCACUUGCGGUGCGCAUGCAUGGGUGGCCAUCCGAGAUGAACAGCAGCACCCGACUGAACGUCGACAAAGACAGCAAGAAGGACAGUGACAAGGACAGGGGCUUCGGUGCUUUCACCGAGAGAUUCCUCGCAACGGCGGGCCUGUCGCGCACCGGAAAGCGAAAUUCGAAUGCAGUGCCAACGCUGGACGAGGCGGCGUGGGAAUACUUUGACAACCAUUCGACUGAUUCAGAAUGGAAAAACCUUGGGAGCUUUUUGACGAGGAUUCAAAAGUCCCUGCGCGAUUGUAUCUCGAAUCUGUACAGAGUCGUCCUAGGGCUGACGGACAUUGUGUUUACCACACCUGUUCCGGCCGCUGGGCGUUUCGCCGAUGUGUUCCGGCCCGAAGUCAUCUUUGUUGACGAAGCUCCUCACGCGAGGGAGUUGACUACACUGAUCACCAUAGCUUUCUACUCUCCGAGGGUGUGGAUCUUCACAGGAGACGUCAAGCAGACCCUUCCGUUCGUCAAGGGCGGUGACAGGCGCGACGCGGCGCGCGAUGGUCUGACAUUCAACCGAUUUGCAGAGCAGCUCAAGAGUCUCCCCCAGGUGUCGACGAUGGCCCGCGCUGAGCAAGUCGAUGCUCUAGAUGCUCGGCUGCUGGUCAACAAGCGAGCGUACGGCAACCUCCACCUCCUACCAUCGAAGCUGUUUUACGGAGAACAGAUGAUAUCAGACCACGCACCCGAAGACAUGUACCCCUCGUCGGUAUGGAACUUGAAGGAAUUCCUGCAAGACUUGAACAACAAUGAGACGACACAAGAUGUCAGCCAGAAUCGCAUCAUUGCCCGGCUCAAAAUGUCACAACAACGCACACAGAGAUCAAGCUUCUGGAACCCAGAACACCAAAGAUGGGUCAUUGAGCAGGUUGAGAAGCUCAUGGAUCUCCCGGGCCUCACAUCCAUGGACGAUCCGGAUCGUCCCGUUUCUAUCAUCAUCAUGACGCCGUACUCCGCUGCGGUACGCAAGUACGAUUCGAUCGUCAAAAAAUGGCCGUUUGAAUGGCAGAAUCGUGUCCAGGUCUUGACGGUAGACAAGGCCCAGGGGAGGCAGGCAGACAUCGUGGUCCUGGACAUGGUCAGGACGGACAGGCCUGGAUUCAUGACGAGCGAGCACCGUCUUAACGUUGCCAUCACGCGCGCUCGACAGGCGGAGAUCAUCGUCAUGCAUCCAGCCAUGGCCAUGGGCCGCCGGACCGCAUUGACGAGGCUUUGGGAUUAUUUUCCGACUUGGUUCAUGAUGUGGAUGGCUUUGAUAAUUAAUGGCAUGGAACACAUUUGCACUGAUUCCGCGGUCUUCGCUUCAUUGCUGUCUUACCUACUGCGGAGUAAUUGGUAUACCCAUGCUUGUAUUCUCAUGACUGAUUUAGUCAUUGCAGAGCCGCAACUUACGACCAACAGCAAAUUGACGAACCCAAUCACGACCUACUCUCAGAAGCUCGUCCAUCAGACCACGACCGACCUCAAAGACUGGGGGGACGUCGUGGUUGACGCGACGCACGGCGAGGACUGCUACGAUCGCCCAGGCAUACCGGUCAUCACCGAGCUUCCCACCGGUGACUACAUCUACACGUACGAAUUCGGUGGCGAGAACUCACGGGAGCAGUACUGGUUCCUCGUCUACUACCGCAUCUAUCCCGAGGUCAGCCUGAGCGUCGUCCGGCUCUCCGAGAUUAUGCAGCCUUCCAGUGCAAAGGAACGCCGUGGGCAACUAUAUUAUCGCCGUUCAUCCAUCCUGCAGCAUUGA
Emericellopsis atlantica is the source of this 2868-nucleotide messenger RNA. Its product is annotated as P-loop containing nucleoside triphosphate hydrolase protein. Bases 1 to 2868 code for a protein of 955 amino acids. The record is from RefSeq and is a predicted model, not a curated record. The transcript is spliced from 5 exons. Gene Ontology annotation, molecular function: helicase activity. Lineage: Eukaryota; Fungi; Ascomycota; Sordariomycetes; Hypocreales; Bionectriaceae.